AUGGGCAAAGCCAAGAAGCUCCGAUCCAUUAGCCACAAGAAGCGCGUGCCGCCCACAGGUGGUCCAUCCGCCGAAGAAUUGAGCGAGCUCGAGACGAUGGAUGUACAGACUGUGGCAGCAGACGAAGCGCAGCUGUUCAGGGGCCUCGUGGACGUCCAAGGCGCCGUGCGUGAAGCCACUUGCGUCGUGCUCGCCACGAUGUUUGGCGACCUAGAAAGCGACGAGACGGAGGCCAAGAGCCGGUGCAAAUUGCAGCGGAUGGUGGACGCGGGCCUUUUGACGAGACUCAUUCCGCGGGUCGUGGAUCCGCUGCCAAUGGUCCGUCUACACGCGCUCGGAGCGCUGCGCAACAUGAGCGUGACUGGCGGCUUGGAGCUCUGCGAGGUCAUGACAAGGCAGAACGUUGUCACGCCGCUGGUAAAAGUCAUUAUUGAGAACGCUACGGACACGGCACUGUGUAGCAGUGGCAAUCAGCGGGCAGUGCAAGUCCUGGAACAAGCAGUGGCCCUACUUGGGAAUUUGUGCGAGAGCUGUCAGGCAGCAAUCAACGAGCUGACUCAGGGCGACCUGCUGCCACCGAUUUUCAGGAUUGCAGCAUUGGCUCGUGCACACCCGAUGCUGCACCUCGAGACGCUGAAGCUGCUGUUGCUCAUUACUGAGAGUAAUGUACAGCUGAACGAGGUGAUUGGAGCUGAUGCAACGUACCAGCAGACGAUUCGUGAUCUCGUGCAGGCACCAGCAGAUCAACUGUCGCUGCAAACUCGGCUUGAAGCUGUGGGCAUUGCUGUGAACUUGCAGUCAAUGAUGCAGGUGGAAGAUAUGGUGGCUCGAGUUGUGCCGGUGCUGGAAGCGGCGCUGGCGUAUGAUGCAGUAAAUGUAGUGCAGAUGGCACAGCAAGUGUCUUUGAACUAUGAGCGGUCACAACAAUCCAUACUGGACGAUGAAAAUGUGGACGAUGAUACGUUGACAUCUGAAGAGAAGCAGGAGAUUACGGCUGCGCAGCUGAAGGUUCGCGCGUGGCGCGAUAGUGUGCACAUACUUACUUUGGCACUUGAAUUGGUGGCUCAGCUUGCUGCGUCUGGAGAUGAUUACGACGAUGAAGAGGAAUGGGCCAGUGACGACGAUGAUGCCAUGGAAGAGUAUGCAGCAUCUCACAUGGACACGGACGCAGCAACUGGUGCGACAAGCAGCCCCUUGUUCAAGUUUCUUGAAACAAGUCGCGUGCUUCCGCUUUGCAUGAGUAUUUUGCAGGGACUUGUGUCCAUCCCGCAGCUUGCCACAAGGACAGUCGGAAAAGAUUUCGAGACGAUCCGUAUUCGUGUGUGCAACGCUAUUAACAAUCUUCUGCUGAGUGUGUCGUGGAAGGUGCUCAGUGAUGAGAUGGUGGCCCAGAUCUUCAGUAACCUGUGUGCUUUGUAUGGAAAUCUCAAGCGUGAAGUUGAGUCCGUUCCUACUGCUCCCACCCCCUUCUCACUCGAAAGUAGCGCAACGAAUGACCUUGAGGUUGCAGUGACUACAGCGAUGCGAUCUAUGUUGCGUCGUAGUGGACCUGAAAGCUGCCAACUAGCUGUCACAGCUGAAGAUGCCCAGCUGAUCUUGAACUGCGCUGCUCAAGGACGCUCUGUUGAGUCCCGGGUCAAUGCAAUUGGUAUGAUUGGCUGCGUGGGUAAGCGUUGCUCUAGUACAGCUGAAAAGGAAGCUGUUGGACGUGCUCUGGUAUUGCAACUAGACGACUCGAGCCUUGAGGUGGUCGCUGAGACCUUGAAUGCCAUCUUUGACGUGUACGACGACGAGGAGUUUGAUGACACGUUCCGGGCGCUUGGGUUCCUCAAUACACUAGAGCGGACGUCCAGUGCAAUGAAGACCAAAUUGAAAGCAGAACAGAAGCAGUUAGAUCGCGCUCUCGUGGCCCACGUAAAGGAGACCCGCCUCAACCUGUUGCGCUUCAUCAAGUACAAGAAGAAGCACCUGUAA
Molecule: messenger RNA, 1974 nt
Organism: Peronospora matthiolae
Lineage: Eukaryota; Oomycota; Peronosporomycetes; Peronosporales; Peronosporaceae
Source: the annotation of a GenBank genome assembly